Molecule: messenger RNA, 1206 nt
Organism: Aspergillus viridinutans
Lineage: Eukaryota; Fungi; Ascomycota; Eurotiomycetes; Eurotiales; Aspergillaceae
Exons: 1
Coding region: 1-1206 (401 amino acids)
Source: RefSeq, a predicted model, not a curated record
AUGAUGAAUCCUUACAUUAGCUGGGCUCUGCUACUCGUGGUGGCAGUUGGGCUGGGAUGGUAUUAUAAUGUCCCGAAUUCCAAAGCCAAGAACACCGUCAAGCCCGCGGUAGAGAAGAUAGAAAGCGCCACUGGCGUCAAGAAGCCAAAGAAGAAGGCGAAAAAAUCCCCCGAGCCUACUUCAUCCACAACGACCAAGAAGGUCGAAGAGAAGCCCGCAUUCGAAUACAAAGCUACGGAGGGUGAUGAUGGGGAUGAAGAGAUUGACCAGAAGGAGAUGGCCAAGCGUUUUACCGCUGUGAAGAGUGGAAUCCCCGCCCAGGUGAGCGGCAGCGAGGGUAAAUCUCAAAAGAAAAAGAAGAAGUCCGCCAGCCAACUAGAGGCUGAGGCCAGUAAGCGCUCUGGAUCCGGCGUCUCAACUCGCGCCUCCUCCACCGCUGGCGCAGACGCGGACGAUGAUCUCUCCCCCGCGGGGUCCCCGAUGGUGAAGCCUACCGCCUCCUCCGCUGGAUAUGUAUCGGACAUGCUCGAAGCUCCUGCUCCCGGCGCGUCUGUCCUCCGUGUCACCGGAUCCAUGGAAGCGCCGCAGAAGAAGCAGAAGGCUCAAUCUUUUAAGCAGGUUGAAACGAAAAAGCAACGUCAGCAACGGGCGAAGAACGAGGCUCGUAAGCAACAAGUUCAGGAAGCCGAGGCAGAAAGACGCAAGCUCCUCGAGAAACAACUCCACAUGGCCCGGGAGUCUGAGCGCCGUGAGGCGGCUAAGUCCAAGCCCGUUGCGCCUCAGACCAACGCCUGGCAGACAAAGGACGUGAACCCCACUUCCAACGGCACUCAGAGUGUGACUCAGAGCCCCAACACGGAACUGCUGGACACUUUCGAAGCGCCGUCCUCCAAGCAGUCUCCUGCCACUGCCUCGAGCUCGAAGAAGUGGGACCAAGGCCUUCCCUCGGAAGAGGAGCAGAUGCGUAUCUUGGGUGCUGACCCUGUCGAUGACUGGACCACUGUGUCCAGCAAGAAGCCUAAGAAGAAGGGCAGCAAAGCUGAUGAGAGCUUCAGCGAGGCCAGUGCGUCUGAGACUCAGGCGACUCCUGCCGCUCCAGUGGCGGUUCCCACUGCCCCCAAGGUCACUGUGACCCCCACCUAUAUACCCGAUAUUCUGCGCUCGAAGCAGAAGGGACACCCUCUCGACUCCGACUGGGCCGCUUAG